AUGUCAUUAUCAUCAUCAUCAAAAACUACUUGCACUUCUGAUGAUUGUAAGAGUGUGGGAAUUUUGAAAUGUGAAGGUUGUUCACAAAUAUUUUGUCGAAAACAUGUUAAUGAACAUCGAGAUCUUCUUAGUUAUCAAUUAGAUGAAAUUGUUCUUGAAUAUGAUACUCUACAACAAAUGAUUUUGGAAGAGAAAAACAAAGAAAACAAUAAUCAUCCUCUUCUCAAACAAAUUGACAAAUGGGAACAAGAAUCUAUCAAAAAAAUUCAACAAACAGCAAACAUUUCCCAUUGA
Messenger RNA from Rotaria sp. Silwood2, 294 nucleotides. The record is from the annotation of a GenBank genome assembly. Lineage: Eukaryota; Metazoa; Rotifera; Eurotatoria; Philodinida; Philodinidae.